AUGUCAGCACUUGUUGCUACAGCUGUAAAGAAACAAGAUUUUAAAACUUGUGAACAAAGUUCCUUUUGUAAACGAAAUAGAGCUUAUGCUGAUAAGUCAACUGAGAAUCCUUCAUAUAUAUCUCCUUACUCUGUAAUUCAAGAUUCUAUUAUAAUCAAAGAUGGUAUAAUCUUUGGUGAUCUUAUUAAUUCGGAAAAUAAUAUAAAAUUUGUUUUUGAAUUAUAUUUGUUGGAAAUUGGUGCGACAAGAAUUAAAAUUAAUGAAAAGAGACCAUUAAAACCUCGUUAUGAUAGAGUAAAAGAUUGGGCCCUUGUUCAAGAACUAUCUAAUACAUUAGAAUAUAGUUUAAAUCCUUCUAAACCUGGGUUCACGUCAUUAUCUUUCGGUAAAGAAAGAAACCAAACGGUUUUAAUUUAUCAUUCCCCAUUUCGGGUUGAAUUUUUGGUCAAUGAUGUACCAACCAUCAUAUUAAAUGAUCGUGGUUUACUUAAUAUUGAACAUUUAAGAAAAAAAGACGAAGAUGUACCUAGUCCGGUUGAUCAAAGUAAUAGUGAAGAUAAUAAUAUUGUUAAAGAAGAAAAUGAUAUUGAUAAAGGUCUUUGGAAAGAAACUUUUAAUGGUAAAGAGGAUCCGAAACCAAAUG
Scutellospora calospora is the source of this 643-nucleotide messenger RNA. The record is from the annotation of a GenBank genome assembly. NCBI's taxonomy places the organism in Eukaryota, Fungi, Glomeromycota, Glomeromycetes, Diversisporales, Gigasporaceae.